This is a messenger RNA of Cololabis saira (Pacific saury), 2143 nucleotides long. It is a transcript of the gene sack1e, whose product is annotated as family with sequence similarity 83 member E. The record is from RefSeq and is a predicted model, not a curated record. Gene Ontology annotation, biological process: epidermal growth factor receptor signaling pathway. Lineage: Eukaryota; Metazoa; Chordata; Actinopteri; Beloniformes; Belonidae. The coding region runs from base 76 to 1905 and encodes 609 amino acids. The transcript has 8 exons.
UGAAUAGAGUCGUCUGCAAAGAGUGGGAUCAUUAAGAGGUUGAAUCUUUUAACAGAGACACACAAGCCUGCACUGAUGUCAAACUCUCAAGAACAGAGCCUGAACGAGAAUGUCGUCUUCCUGCCUGUGGAUGAAUCCUGCCCACAGUUUCUCCACUGCGAGAAGGAGCGUGAAGCAGUGGAGACGCUCCUGAGUGCAGGACCAGAGGCCUACUACAGCGCCGUUGGAGCCGAGCACUCCAGCUGUUUCUUAUCUCCCGAAGAGGUCAACCAAUUCGCCAGCUGGGCUCAGAAUUAUCAUUCUGAUUCAAUCCCACUAAAAGUGGAGAAUGGAGUGGAAAGCAGCCCAGAGAUGGAGGACUACUGCUCCACCUAUUUCCCUUCCCACACAGACUUGCCGGUCCCAGAAUUAGAGCUGGGCUGGCCCGUCAACCCCUACUGUGUGCAGGAGGGAAGCAUUACAGUCUACACCACUCCUGCAGUCGACGGGGGGCCACCUGUCAGGGAGAUCAUCAGACGACAUCUGCAACAGGCUCAACAAGUAAUUGCUGUUGUGACAGACAGACUGACAGACAAUGCAGUAAUUAGUGAUUUGCAUAUGGCUGCCUCGCGGGGAGUCGCCGUCUACAUCAUCCUGAACAAGAGGUCCCUUCAGGAAAAUUUCACCCUCAACAGGUUGAAGCAUCCGAACAUGCGGGUGCGAGUUCUCGAGGGGCAGAUGUUUUGUUCAAGAACUGGAAAAAUGGUGGUUGGAGAAAUGAAAGAACGGUUCCUUCUGGUGGACUCAGUUGUGAUUCAUGGCAGCUACAGCCUCACCUGGACAGACGCACACCUGCACCGGCAGCUGAUCACCGUUCUGCAAGGACCAGCUGUCGACUUGUUCGACAGGGAGUUUCGGGUUCUUUUUGCUCAGUCCAAGCCGACCACUGACACGAGGACGGCUGAAGCUGCUAGUCGUGUUAAUGAGGCUCGUCGGCUGCGAUACCGCUCACAUAUCUCUGUUGAAAAACAGCAUCCUGUGGAGCCUGACCUUGCCACCCCUCCAUUGCCGGAACCCAAUGUCAUCCUGAACUGGGAAAAAAUGGGUGUUGUUCAGAGAGACUGCAGCCUCCCCAGCAGUUCUCUGGAUCUGCAUGAUGAAAGCGAGGCAAAGAAAAUGCCACCACAUGAUGACGAUACAGGCCGAGCCAUCACAAGAACAUUCUCCAACAAUCGGCAGGAGUUUGGAGGAAAUAUAAGGAUGCUUGAAAACUGCUCUCCAAAAUCAGCCGAUGUGCCUGAAAAAUCACCAAGUUUCAAGCAGGAGCAUGCAAGAGAGAAAGCUGUUUCCAGGCAACUCUCUAGAGAGAAUAGCACUAAUUUACUUGACAGAACUUCAACAAGACUUAGAUAUAAAGCUCCAGAGCUUUCCUCCUCCGAGAGAGAACAGGACUCAAGGGGGGAGUCAUUAUCGGAGGUGAAGAGCACAUUAGGUGAUGCCUGCUCCAAACAGAUCACACCAUCUUCCAGAAGACCUUUAAUCUUGAGGGUACCAGAGUACACCGGCUGUCCAAGUGACACCCUGAAGAAGAUCCAGCAUUCCACGGCAGGCAUAUUCAAGAGAGAACAACCCAGUUCUUCGUUGUCAGAACGGACCCAGUCUAUGAUGGACCUGAGAGGACCAAUCCUAGGUGCCACACACCAUCAGAGAGCGAUCCAAGUGCCCAGGUUUCAGUCAAGCCUUGAUCUGGAUCAAAUGACGCCUGCUCUAACCCUGAUGAGGAAAAGGAAUGAUGAUGUGAAAACGUCUUUACACAGAACUCCAGAAACCUUUAUGCCCAGUAUGAGGCCUCGCAGCUCCACUUUUAUGUACAAUAGGGACUGGAGGAGUUCACUGGCCAAGAGAACAGAGGGAGAAGCGGAAUGACGAGUGAGGAUAAACAUCUGUCACUGAGGAACGGCACCAGGGGACGUCUGGAGUGUUAUUUACUGACUAUAUCUGCUCAAAUCACACUCUGCAAACAAAACCAUACAAGGGAUAAUGUUUUCCUGUAGAUGCUUUGUGUACUGUAUCUUGAACAAUUAUAAAUGAAUAAUGAAAUACUUGUAUGGCUGCUGCUUACUUUGAACAAUAUUGACAUGAGUAAUAACAGGAUUAAAAAAAA